Messenger RNA from Rotaria sordida, 1545 nucleotides. NCBI's taxonomy places the organism in Eukaryota, Metazoa, Rotifera, Eurotatoria, Philodinida, Philodinidae. The record is from the annotation of a GenBank genome assembly.
AUGGGUAUCAUCAAUGAAGAAUUUGAUAUUCUAUUACAAGAUAAUAUUUUCACAAAUACUCUCAAUCUUAUUUCAAGAUCGUCAACUGAUGAUGAUAUUUGUUCAAUUGAUAAUCGAAUACUUGAUCGUUUUUGUAUUGAUAUAUUACCAAAAAUUCAUCAUAAUGUCAAAUAUCUUAUUCUUGAACCAACGUCUAUGGAACGUAUUCUUCUUGUUAGUAAUUAUCCAAAUUUGACUUCACUCAAAUUGUUUAAUUUCGAAGAACAUAUCGCUUUAAAUUAUUUUACAGAUAAAUCAAUCUUUCAACAUAUUUUUAAAUAUCAAAUAACAGAACUUAUUCUUGAAAAUAAUGAUAAUUAUGAUUACGAAGAAGGAAUAAUAUCAUCAAAAGAAUAUAAUAAAAAUGUAUAUAUACCUAUAUUGACUUUAUUCAAAAAUCUUCAGUCUUUAAGUAUCGUUGGAUCAUCCAUGCUCAGUUAUCCACCAUUAUCAAUACUUAAUUUACCAUUAAAUAUUUUUUGCUCUUUGAAUCUUACAAAACUAUGUAUCUAUGUAAAUAGUUUAGAUGAUUGUCUUUAUUUACUUGAUGGUCAUCUUAAACAAUUAACUACAUUCAUUGUUCAAAUAAAAAAUAUCCACAAUAAUUUAUCGAUUAUUCAUAAUACUGAUGAUCUAUUUAAUUUGGAAUGUUUUUCAUUAACAUGUUAUAAUCUAACUAAUGCAUAUGACAAUCGAGUAAUACCUUUAUUUCGUCGUAUGAAAAAUUUGAAAAAAUUGACUUUAUAUAUUCGUCUUGCAAAUCGAUCUACAUUUGUUGAUGGUACUCAUUUACAUAAGGAAAUUCUUAUGCAUAUGUCACAACUUCAUACAUUUACUUUUUAUAUUAGUUCAAUAAUUCCAUAUAAUGAUUCAUUUCAACUUUUAGUUGAUAAUGAUAUACAACAAACUUUUACAAAUAUAGGUUAUUAUCAAACAUCUUGUACUGUAAAUUAUUAUCGUGCAUCCAAAGCAAUAUGUCAUGUUUUCUCACUUCCAUUCACAUUUGAUCGUCUUGAAAUGAUCACUAAUAGAUUUCCAACUAUUAUAUUCCAUCAUGUUACUUACUUGCAGGUGUUUGAUAAGGUUCAAUUCAAAUAUAAAUUCUUCAUUCGAAUUGCUAAAGCUUUUCCAUUAUUGAAAUAUUUUACUAUUUCCAGUGGAUUGUUGUCAUUAAUAGAUUUUAAUAAAUACGAAGAUGAUUAUAUUCAAUCAUAUCCAAUUAUUCAAUUUCCUCAUCUUAUUUCACUUAAUAUGAUGGUUGAGAAUCCAUAUUAUAUUGAACAAUUUUUACUUAAUACAAAAACUCAUCUACCUCGUUUGACGGAAUUAAAACUAUCUUAUUCUCAUCUGAAAAAUGUUACAAAAAACUUUACAAGAGAUGCAACACGACACAACUGUGCUAAUAUAAAACAAUUAAUCUUUUGUGAUGAAUGUGAUUAUCUAACACAUUUUUUGCACUAUUUUCCUGUUUUGGAUACUGUAUCUUAUAUUAAAACUAUUCGAUAA